AUGUCGCUCUCCAACAAGCUGAACAUCACCGAUGUCGACCUUAAGGACAAGCGUGUCCUGAUUCGGGUCGACUUCAACGUCCCCCUCGACAACAACCUGAAGGUCACCAACCCGCAGCGCAUUGUCGGUGCCCUGCCCACCAUCAAGUAUGCCAUCGAGAAGGGCGCCAAGGCUAUUGUCCUGAUGUCCCACUUGGGUCGUCCCGACGGCAAGCCCAACCCCAAGUACAGCCUUAAGCCAGUUGUCCCUGAGCUCGAGAAGUUGCUGGGCAAGAGCGUUAUCUUCACCGAGGACUGUGUCGGCCCUCAGGUUGAGGAGACCGUCAACAAGGCUACCGGUGGUCAGGUCGUGCUGCUGGAGAACCUGCGUUUCCACGCCGAGGAGGAGGGCUCCUCCAAGGACGCCGAGGGCAAGAAGGUCAAGGCCGACAAGGAGAAGGUUGCUGAGUUCCGCAAGGGUCUCACUGCCCUGGGUGAUAUCUAUAUCAACGAUGCCUUCGGCACUGCUCACCGCGCUCACAGCUCCAUGGUUGGCGUUGAGCUGCCCCAAAAGGCCGCCGGUUUCCUUGUCAAGAAGGAGCUGGAAUACUUCGCUAAGGCUCUGGAGAACCCCCAACGUCCCUUCCUCGCCAUCCUGGGUGGUGCUAAGGUCUCCGACAAGAUCCAGCUGAUCGAUAACCUGCUGCCCAAGGUUAACAGCCUGAUCAUCACUGGUGGGAUGGCGUUCACCUUCAAGAAGACCCUGGAGAACGUCAAGAUCGGCAACUCUCUCUUCGACGAGGCCGGCAGCAAGAUCGUCGGCGACAUUGUCGAGAAGGCCAAGAAGUACAACGUCGAGAUUGUCCUGCCCGUCGACUACGUCACCGCCGAUAAAUUCUCCGCCGAGGCUACCAUCGGCGCCGCCACCGAUGCUGAAGGUAUCCCCGACGGCUACAUGGGUCUGGAUGUCGGUCCUGAGUCCGUCAAGAAGUACGAGGAGGUUAUCGGCAAGGCCAAGACCAUCCUGUGGAAUGGACCUCCAGGUGUCUUCGAGCUGAAGCCCUUCGCCAACGCCACCGAGAAGACCCUCGAUGCCGCUGUCAAGGCCGCCCAGUCUGGUUCCAUCGUCAUCAUUGGCGGCGGUGACACCGCCACCGUCGCGGCUAAGUAUGGCGUCGAGGACAAGCUCUCCCACGUCUCGACCGGCGGCGGUGCCUCGCUCGAGCUCUUGGAGGGCAAGGACCUUCCGGGUGUUGCUGCUCUGUCCAGUAAGUAA
This is a messenger RNA of Penicillium macrosclerotiorum, 1254 nucleotides long. It is a transcript of the gene pgkA, whose product is annotated as phosphoglycerate kinase pgkA. Bases 1 to 1254 code for a protein of 417 amino acids. The transcript is spliced from 3 exons. Gene Ontology annotation, molecular function: phosphoglycerate kinase activity; ATP binding; ADP binding. Gene Ontology annotation, cellular component: cytosol. Gene Ontology annotation, biological process: glycolytic process; gluconeogenesis. The record is from RefSeq and is a predicted model, not a curated record. Lineage: Eukaryota; Fungi; Ascomycota; Eurotiomycetes; Eurotiales; Aspergillaceae.